GGAUCCAUGUCUCUGAUGCCGCGAGUAUCUUCAUUACGCCUGACGAUGCUUCGCGUGAUAUUGAAAUGUUCCUUCCCGUUGACGACAGACACCUUCCAGGUCUGGAAGCUGUCGCCGAGAUGAAUGUCGUUUGCCGCUGGGGAACAAAUGCAUCGUGUGAACUGAUCUUGCGAGCACCGUCACGAUGUUCUCCAGUCCUUACGGCACAUGGUCGCGCAUUGUCACAAGGCGAUAUUGUCUUAGCCAACCUCGCACGAGUCUGCCCACUUUCCGGUAUAUGCCGUCUUAGUCUGACGAGCUAUGCCUUCUCUCGUUGAAGUACAUCUCGACAACUUCUUACCUCACACAUUGAUGUGGGUCUUCCUCGGGAACAGCAACUUCACUAUGUCCGACUUCGACCCUGACUAUCAAUCGAGAAAAUGUUCCGACGACACCCACCGAGGACACAUUUUCAUCCACUCUAGUCGAGAGUUCUAUGGACGUUUAGGUGGAUUGCCGACGGUAGUGAAGACUGUUCAUGAAUGCCGACCUCCUAAGGAUGACGACGAUGCUGCGGGUGAGAAUACUACAGCUAAUGUGAAGCAUAUCCGGACUGUGGUGACGAGAGACAUUGGAGGGAACCCUUGAAUAAGUGUCUGAUAUGUUG
Molecule: messenger RNA, 646 nt
Organism: Somion occarium
Lineage: Eukaryota; Fungi; Basidiomycota; Agaricomycetes; Polyporales; Cerrenaceae
Source: the annotation of a GenBank genome assembly